AUGGCCGAGCGACGUCUGAGAAAGGAACUGAAUGAGCUUUACAAGCAGCAGCCAAGGAACUGCUGCGCCUGGCCCGUCACUGGCGACUUGAUGCUGUGGGAGGCGGCCAUCUUGGGUGUCCGGGAUACGCCCUAUUAUCUGGGCGUGUUUUCGCUGCGACUGAAAUUUAAUAGCAACUAUCCGUUUGUGGCGCCGCGCGUUCACUUCCUCACUAAGAUCUACCAUUGCAACAUCGACUUCGAUGGCUACAUCUGCUGGGAUCUGCUGAGCACCAAGUGGACGGCCCUGAUCAAUGUCUCCACCAUAUUGCAUGCGGUGUGCGCGCUGAUGCGCGAGCCCAACACCGACGAUCCCUGUGACGAGAUGAUGGCGGCCCUCUAUCGGGACAACCGCACGGCGUAUUUCAAUAAUGCAAUUGAUUGGACGCUGCGCUAUGCGAUUGCACCAAGCAUGAAGCUGCCGCCACUGCAGCUGCCGUGCAAGUCGCUGAUGCUGGAUCAGCAGGACGAGCAUGGCCACGACCAUGGGCAGUCGGAGCCAAGUGACGGCGACACGAGCCAAGAGGAGCUAACGGACGAGUCUGUUUUCAUUAUUUAA
Drosophila hydei is the source of this 597-nucleotide messenger RNA. RefSeq names its product ubiquitin-conjugating enzyme E2 4-like. Lineage: Eukaryota; Metazoa; Arthropoda; Insecta; Diptera; Drosophilidae. The record is from RefSeq and is a predicted model, not a curated record. The coding region runs from base 1 to 597 and encodes 198 amino acids. The transcript has a single exon.